UAUAAAUAGUAAUCGAACGGUAAACGCGGACCAAAGUUUCUACUGGUACAACCGAAAACAUGUCUCGCGUCACUAUCAUUCUCGCUCUUCUUGCUGCCGUUUGCGUUUACAUGGACAGCGUAAAGGCACAAGAUUGUGGUCCUAAUCAAUUAUAUAGAGAUUGUUCAAGUAUGUGUGAACCUACAUGUAAAAAUCCUGAUCCAAUCUGUAUCGAGGAAUGCGGUCCUCCUAAGUGCCAAUGCAAGGAGAACUAUGUCAAACACCAUGGAGUUUGUAUUCCACUUUCCGAUUGUUAAGAUUUUUUUAAUUCUAAUCAUUUGCAAACUUCUGAGAAAUGAUAUGUUGCUUAUACGAAAAUAAAUAGACAUAGGUGCAUAGACUAA
This is a messenger RNA of Ceratina calcarata, 383 nucleotides long. RefSeq names its product chymotrypsin inhibitor-like. NCBI's taxonomy places the organism in Eukaryota, Metazoa, Arthropoda, Insecta, Hymenoptera, Apidae. Bases 60 to 296 code for a protein of 78 amino acids. The transcript is spliced from 3 exons. The record is from RefSeq and is a predicted model, not a curated record.